CAAAAUCUUUUAAAAAAAUGUUGGCACUAUUUGUGUUCUUAAGUCUCAGCAUUUUAAUUGGUGCGCAAAAUAAAUGUGACAUCUGCCAAACGGUCAACUUCGUCGCUUGUCACAGUGAAACUGUAUUUUCAUUGUGUAUCAACGGUGUUGCCACUUAUGACUACAAUGAAUGUCCUGCAGAUAAUGUUUGUACAGAUGGGCCAUAUAUUUGCUAUCCGAAACAACGUGGAUAUCAAACAAGCUGCCCCCGAACAGAUGUUAUUGCUGAUAAACCUGAUGAUAAGUGUGCAGUUUGCGAUUCGCCCGGACAAGUAUAUGCAUGCCUUAAUAGAAAUACUAUUGCUUUCUGUUUCGGAAGCGAUGUUGCUUAUUAUGAAUCAAUUGCCAAAUGUCCACAUGGGACAGUAUGCGAUUUAAAUGGUAUAAACGAUUUUUGUAGUGAGGACACUGCAGUUUUGCCUAGUUGUAGCCGUCCACCAAGUGAAGACGACGACACUACUACAACAACCGAAACGACUUUAGCGACAACAGGAAUUGUUUCAACGAUUUCAACCGAAACAACUAAUAUGUUGACAACUGAAACUGUUUCAACCGAUGUCACCACCACACAAGCACCUUUAUCAACAUAUUCUUCAACGAUUUCGACCGAAACAACUAAUAUUGUAACAACUGAAACUAUUCCAACCGAUAUUACUUCAACGCUAUUACCAACAACUACUACUACAACAAUACAAUCAACUACAACAAUUCAGUCUACAACAACUCCAACUGAGACACCCACCACAGUUACCACUGAAGUUGAUACUACUGAAACAACUCCAUCUGUUGAGACAACUACACCAUUUGAUCCAACAGCUUUAUGUAAUCUUAAUAAUGGUGGAGAAGUGGAGAAUAAGAAUGAUCCAACGUGUAAAUCAUAUUAUCAUUGUUACAAACUUUCCACUGAUUGGGAGGCAGCACUCCAAAAUUGCCAUGGAGAUCUAUACUUUAAUAAAGAAAGUGGAUUUUGUGAAGCCGAUAAACCAGAAAACUGUGUACCUCUAACUACAGAUUCGUCAACGAUUUCGACCGAAACAACUAAUAUUGUGACAACUGAAACUGUUUCAACCGAUGUCACCACCACACAAGCACCUCUAUCAACAGAUUCUUCAACGUUUUCGACCGAAACAACUAAUAUUAUAACUACUGAAACUGUUUCAACCGAUGUCACCACCACACAAGCACCUCUAUCAACAGAUUCUUCAACAAUUUCGACCGAAACAACUAAUAUUAUAACUACUGAAACUGUUUCAACCGAUAUUACUUCAACGCCAUUACCAACAACUACUACUACAACAAUACAAUCAACUACAACAAUUCAGUCUACAACAAUUCCAACUGAGACACCCACCACAGUUACCACUGAAGUUGAUACUACUGAAACAACUCCAUAUGUUGAAACAACUACACCAUUUGAUCCAACAGCUUUAUGUGAUCUUAAUAAUGGUGGGGAAGUGGAGAAUAAGAAUGAUCCAACGUGUAAAUCAUAUUAUCAUUGUUACAAAUUUUCCACCGAUUGGGAGGCAGCACUCCAAAAUUGCCAUGGAGAUCUAUACUUUAAUAAAGAAAGUGGAUUUUGUGAAGCCGAUAAACCAGAAAACUGUGUACUUCUAACUACAGAUUCGUCAACGAUUUCGACCGAAACAACUAAUAUGUUGACAACUGAAACUGUUUCAACCGAUGUCACCACCACACAACCACCUCUAUCAACAGAUUCUUCAACGUUUUCGACCGAAACAACUAAUAUUAUAACUACUGAAACUGUUUCAACCGAUGUCACCACCACACAAGCACCUCUAUCAACAGAUUCUUCAACAAUUUCGACCGAAACAACUAAUAUUAUAACUACUGAAACUGUUUCAACCGAUAUUACUUCAACGCCAUUACCAACAACUACUACUACAACAAUACAAUCAACUACAACAAUUCAGUCUACAACAAUUCCAACUGAGACACCCACCACAGUUACCACUGAAGUUGAUACUACUGAAACAACUCCAUAUGUUGAAACAACUACACCAUUUGAUCCAACAGCUUUAUGUGAUCUUAAUAAUGGUGGGGAAGUGGAGAAUAAGAAUGAUCCAACGUGUAAAUCAUAUUAUCAUUGUUACAAAUUUUCCACCGAUUGGGAGGCAGCACUCCAAAAUUGCCAUGGAGAUCUAUACUUUAAUAAAGAAAGUGGAUUUUGUGAAGCCGAUAAACCAGAAAACUGUGUACUUCUAACUACAGAUUCGUCAACUAUUGCAACCGAUAUUACUUCAACGCCAUUACCAACAACUAGUGUUACAACAAUACAGUCAACUACAACCACUGAAAUUGAUACUAUUGAAACAACUCCAUCUGUUGAGACAACUACACCAUUUGAUCCAAUAGCUUUAUGUGAUCUUUAUGGUACUGGAUCAGUGGAGAAUAAAAAUGAUCCAACAUGUAAAUCAUAUUAUUAUUGUUACAUAAUGUACGGCAAUAAUUGGUCGAUACUUUUCAAACCUUGCCCUGCAGAUAAAUAUUUUAAUAAAGAAAGUGGAAUUUGUGAACUCGAUAAACCAGAAUAUUGUGCUAUUUCUUCAUUAAUAAGCCUGUCCUCCGCCGCAUGUAAUCAAUGCCAAAGCAGCAAUUCGGUCGCUUGUCUAAGUUUUCAGGCUUAUGCCAAUUGUAUCAAUGGAGAACCAAGUAAUGAUGUGUUAUUUUGCCCGAUUGGUACUAUUUGCACUAACAAUGAAUUUAUAUGUCAACCGAUAUUAACUAAUGUGGAAGCAAGUUGUCAGAGUUCACAAAUUGUGACAAUUAGUCGGAAAAAUCAAUGCGAUGUAUGUAGUUCUGCAUAUAAAACAUUUGCUUGCAUAAAUGAAAAUACUGUAGCUUUUUGUUUUGGAAAUAAUAUACCUAACUAUGAAUCAACCUUAAUAUGCCCACCAGGCACUGUAUGUGAUCUAGAGAAUUAUGCCUUCUGUUCAUUGUCUGCAAUUGUAAAGCCGAGCUGUCAAUCUUUUAGUACUACUACCACUGAAAUAUUUCACAACAGCACAACAACUUUGAGUUCUGUACAUACUGAUUCUACAACAUCUAUUACAGCUUCAACUACACCUAAAAUGACAACUACAACAAUGAAAACAAAACCAAUAACACUUUCAACUACUUCUACUACAAGCACACCAACAAUUACAACAUCAACAGAGCGGACCACAAUUUCUACCACAGCUAUGAACACAACACCGAAAAUACUUUCAACUACUCGUUUUUCAAAUGCGCCAACGACAAUAACAACAACAGAGAGAACAACUAUCCCCUAUACAACCAAGAAGACAAUUCUAACAACACUUUCAACUACUUCUACUACAAAUACUCCAACAAUUACAACAACAAGGGAGAGCACCAUAAUUCCAACAACUCUAAAAACAACCCCGACAACUACUUCUACCACAAAUACUCCAAUAGUUACUUCUACUUCUACCACAAAUACUCCAAUAGUUACAACAACAACAGAGAGUACCACUAUUCCAACGACAACUAUGAAAACAAUACCGACAACAGUUUCAACUACUUCAACCACAAAUACUCCAAUAGUUACGACAACAACGAAGAGAGCAACUAUUCCAACUACAACUAUAAAGACAACUCCGACCACACUUUCAACUACUUCUACCACAAAUACUCCAAUAGCUACAACAACAACGGAGAGAACCACUAUUCCAACGACAACUAUAAAGACAACACAGACAGCUGUUUCUACUACAAAUACUCCAAUAGUUACAACAAAAACAGAAAGAACCACUGUUCCAACUACAACUAUAAAGACAACUCCGACCACAUUUUCAACGGCUUCUACCACAAAUACUCCAAUAGUUACAACAACAACGGAGAGUACCACUACUCCAACGACCACUAUUAAGACAACACCGACAACAAUUUCAACUACUUCUACCACAAAUACUCCAAUAGUUACAACAACAACGGAAAGAACCACUAUUCCAACUACAACUAUAGAGACAACUUCGACCAUACUUUCAACUACUUCUACUACAAAUACUCCAAUAGCUACAACAACAACGGAGAGAACCACUAUUCCAACGACAACUAUAAAGACAACACAGACAGCUGUUUCUACUACAAAUACUCCAAUAGUUACAACAACAACAGAAAGAACCACUAUUCCAACUACAACUAUAAAGACAACUCCGACUACAUUUUCAACGACUUCUACCACAAAUACUCCAAUAGUUACAACAACAACGGAGAGUACCACUACUCCAACGACCACUAUUAAGACAACACCGACAACAAUUUCAACUACUUCUACCACAAAUACUCCAAUAGUUACAACAACAACGGAAAGAACCACUAUUCCAACUACAACUAUAGAGACAACUUCGACCACACUUUCAACUACUUCUACUACAAACACUCCAAUAGCUACAACAACAACGGAGAGAACCGCUAUUCCAACGACAACUAUAAAGACAACACCGACAGCUAUUUCUACUACAAAUACUCCAAUAGUUACAACAACAACGGAGAGAUCUACUAUUCCAACGACAACUACGAAAUCAACAACAACAACAACUACUUCCAGUACUAACACUCAAAUAACUACAAUAACAACGGAGAGAACCACUAUUCCAACGACAACUAUAGAGACAACACCGACUACUACAAACACUCCAAUAGUUAUAACAACAACCACUAUUCCAACGACAACUAUAGAGACAACACCGACAACUACUUCCACUACAAACACUCCAAUAGUUACAACAACAACGGAGAGUACCAGUAUUCCAACGACAACUAUAAAAACAACACCAACAACUACUCCCACUACAAACACUCCAAUAGUUACAAGAACAACGCAAAGGACCUCUAUUCCCACUACAACUAUGAAGGCAACCCCGACAACACACUCAACUACUCCUACAACAAAUACACCAACGGUAACAACAACACCCACUUCUACUUCGAAGACGACUAAAACUAACCCAGCAAAUCCUAGCACUACACAACCCACUACUCUAGCAACCACAACACAAAGAGAAACAACAGUCCCUACAACAUCAACUAUGUAUAUCAGCACUACAACGACUAUUAGUCCAUGUACAGCUCAGACAGCUGCACAAUUUUGUGAAAUGCUUAAUGAGAGUGGAUCAUAUCCUGAUUUAACUGAUACCACAUGCACACAGUUCUAUUAUUGCUAUACGGAUAAUGGAACUGAAUAUGAAGGUUUCACAUACAGUUGCUCUGAAGGAUUAUAUUUUGACCCAACACUUAGAAGUUGUACUGGAACAAAGCCAACCAAUUGUGGUCAAUGUGAUGUUUAAAAAAAAUUUCUUUUUCCUUUUUAUUAU
Messenger RNA from Teleopsis dalmanni, 5375 nucleotides. Its product is annotated as mucin-2-like. The record is from RefSeq and is a predicted model, not a curated record. The transcript is spliced from 11 exons. Bases 18 to 5348 code for a protein of 1776 amino acids. Gene Ontology annotation, cellular component: extracellular region. Gene Ontology annotation, molecular function: chitin binding. Lineage: Eukaryota; Metazoa; Arthropoda; Insecta; Diptera; Diopsidae.